AUGGGUCGUCCUUCAUUUGAUUCUUUUCUUAAUUUUACAAGAAGUAAAGUGAAUCAUGUUGAUUCUACGACAGGUUUUCCAAUUCAUUCGAAUAUUUUUCAAGAAAUCUUCGAUCUAAACAAACCAGUUAUUCGUCGUGGAAAAGAUUUUCUUACAAAAAUUCAUAAAAUGAAUCUUAAAUCCGACGGUAACCUACAUCCAACAGCAUGUAUUGUUCUUGAUGUUAUUCUCGCUCUGGAAUCUGUUCGAUGUCAAUUUGGUCCUUUGCAACAACUCAAAUUGACCUUUAAUUCGGCAUCAAAUGCUUCAAUUAUUUAUAAAAAAUGGCUUUCUUCAUCAGCUAAAUUUGUUAGUGGUGGUACAGAAUGGAACUGUCUCAAUGAAACAACACAGAAACCAAUAAUAAUUAUUCAACGUCUAAUAUUAUUUCAAUUGAAAAAGAAACAAAUUAUUAUCAAAACAUUAAAUGAUACUAAUCUAAGUUCACUUGUUUGUUUUUCUAACAUCAAAAUGAGUCUCACAUUAGAACAAAGUAGUUCAAAAACACCAACAAUAUCUCGCAAUAAACGAGCGGUAGUUACAGUACCUGGUGCAAGCGUAUCAUCCACUUCAUGGUCCUUUAUUCCACUUACACCUCAUGGUAAUGAAAUUUUCUAUCCUGGAGAAAUGAUUAAUAUACGAUGGUCAUAUUCGAACAUCGACGAAAUGACUGAUCUUAAAAUUACACUGAAUCGAAAACGAACUAUGUGGUUGGAUAUUGAAAUAGAUAAAAUGAAAACGUAUAUCAAUGUUCAACAAAUAACAUACAUUAUUCCACCAUCAUUGGAAACAUCUUCACAUUAUCAAUACUAUUUACAAUUUUCUUUCACACGUAAACUUUUGUCUUAUGAGAGAGAAAGUGCGACCUUUCAUAUUUCAACUCGUCCAUCGAUCAUUCUACGAUCUUCACCUACUUUGAACGAUGUCUAUUAUCCAGGUGAUUUAGUUCCGAUAAUAUGGGAAAGUCAUAAUUUUGACUUCUCAACAACUAUUACUGUUCGAUUUCGUCGCGUACGUUUAUCAGUAAUAAUUGAUGCUAUAUUAGAUACAUUUACAGUAUCAGCCAUAGCUAAUGGAUAUAAUUAUACGAUUUUUUCAUCAUUAGAUAGAACUGAUAAUGACAAAUAUUAUUAUUUUGAAUUUGAUUAUUGUACAUCUUGGUUAUCAUUAAAUUGUAAACAAUCAACAAAUAAUUUCUUUAUUCCUACUCGACCGUAUUUACAUCCAACAUUUCCAUCUGUAGACGAAUGGUUUUUCCCAUCACAAUUAUUAAUACUUACAUGGACAACUGCUAAUUUUGAUAAUCUCAAUGAUCUUUUAAAAAUAAAACUUCGACGUUAUAAUUAUUUCUUGCCUGAUAGUGAUAUUGAUCUAUUUCAAUGUAGAAUUGAUUCUAGUGGAAUGUGUACAUAUACUUUAUCUUCAGUUCCAGCGUCAUUUUCUGACUAUUAUUUUGAAUAUGAUUGGUGUAAAUAUUGGUAUUCUAGACAAUGUACAACUAAAACUAAUCGAUUUUCUAUUUCAACACAAACGAUUGGAUCAUGGAACUAUGAUAUGAAUCAUGCCGAAGCAUUUCAUCCUCAAAAACUCUAUUCAAAUACUUGUGAUAGUUUAUGUCCAACAAAAGAUUCUCAACAAGAUUAUAUAUGUCGAAUGUGUGAUGAAGGUCGAUCAUUGGGUAUUGAUUUGACUUGUAUUAAUUGUUGGGCUGCCUAUGAUUAUAGUCUUAUUCAAAUUGAUCUUGUUCAUAAAGAUAAUUCAUUAAUAUUAGAUUAUCUUACUGUACGUAUUUCUUCAAGUAUUUUAGUUAAUAUGGAUUUUUCUAUUAUCGCUAAUUAUUCAAGUAUUUUUAGUGGUAAUUUAUCAUUUCCAUCAAUUCCUAUUAUAAAUUCAAUUCCAUUUACUAUUGGGAAUAUUCCAUUUGAUAUAGGUCUUUCAUUUUCAGUAUCUAUUCCAUGGCAUAUCGAAGUUAAUACAAUUAAUAAUCUAACAGUUGGUGUUGAUUAUAAAUUGGAAACAAAUUUAACAUUAAUUAGUAGAGAAGGAAGUACAACAAAAAAAUAUAAUCAAACACUUUUACGUAAUAAUCAUCCAAUAGAAGGAGAUUUUCAAGAUAAGAUUAAAAUUGAUCUUGCUCUUCGGCCAGCAUUACAACUAGAUAUUGGUAUAUUUACACUUGAAAUAGCUACGGAAGGUUAUCUUAUAUUUGAAAAUCUAUGGCGUUAUCCUCCAUUUGAUUCUCUUUCAACAUUAAAUUUUAAUUGGAAUAAUGAAAAACCUUCUCAAUUUCAUCUUUCAAUUCCAUCAAAUGCAUGUAUUUAUCCUCAUUUUAUUCGAUAUCAUAUUAUAUUUGGUAUUCGUCGAACAGAAAUUAAGUUUUUUGUUAGUAUGAAGAGUUUACUUAACGAAUUGUUCAAUAAUGUUACUCUAUCAUAUUCAACACCAUCGAUACUCGAUCUUGGUCCAUAUGAAUUAGUAGCUGGGUGUAUGUUUAUUGCACAUCAAAAUACAGACAUUCCAAAAACAAUUUAUUUAGUCUUCAAUCGAAAGUUUAAUCAAACAAUUGAUCCGACUAAUAAUUAUUUAUCAAAAACAAUCUUGUUUGAUUUAUCAUAUGCAUUGAAUGUAUCACAAACACGUCUCUACUGUAAUAGGAUAUAUAGUGUUCAACACGAUACAAUGACUGGUGUUAUGAUUACAUUGUUACCAGCAUCUUCACCAUAUACUAUAGAUGAAACAGUUGUCAAACUAUUAGAAAAACUUGAAAAUCAACAAAUAAAUACAUCUUCCGCACUCUAUUCGGGAAUAAUUAUACAUUUACUUAAUCUUCAACAAACACUCAGUGCCAAUACUUUAGGAUCAUCAGUAAACAACAGGCCAAUGUAA
Messenger RNA from Adineta steineri, 2925 nucleotides. Lineage: Eukaryota; Metazoa; Rotifera; Eurotatoria; Adinetida; Adinetidae. The record is from the annotation of a GenBank genome assembly.